This is a messenger RNA of Gastrolobium bilobum, 808 nucleotides long. Its product is annotated as monothiol glutaredoxin-S10-like. The transcript has a single exon. NCBI's taxonomy places the organism in Eukaryota, Viridiplantae, Streptophyta, Magnoliopsida, Fabales, Fabaceae. Bases 139 to 447 code for a protein of 102 amino acids. The record is from RefSeq and is a predicted model, not a curated record.
CCCUCAAUGACAUCACAAAACUAAACCAUUCCAAUUUCCUCAUAUCUCAUACAUCCUCAUAUCAUAUCUACUAUUUUUCUAUCUCUUCUCUCUCACCUUAUAUAUAUACAAAAAAUAUAUAUAUAUAUAUUAAUAGAGAUGGAUCGAGUAGCGAAAUUGGCAUCUCAGAAGGCAGUGGUGAUCUUCAGCAAGAGCUCAUGUGGGAUGUGCCACGCGAUUAAGAGGCUUUUCUACGAGCUAGGGGUAGGCCCUGCAAUAUGUGAGCUUGACGAAGACUCGAGAGGGAAGGAAAUAGAAAGGUGUCUCAUGAGAUUGGGGUGCAACCCCUCUGUGCCAGCUGUUUUCAUUGGUGGCAAGUUUGUGGGUUCAGCCAACACAGUGAUGACCCUUCACCUCAAUGGCUCAUUAAAGAAAAUGCUCAGAGAUGCUGGAGCACUUUGGCUUUAGAAACCAAAGUAUGCCAACAGCAACAGCAACACCCUAAUUAAUAAGGCCUUAUAAUCAUAACCAAAUAUCAUAUCCGCGAUCGAGCCCGCCCCUUUUUUUUUUAGAAUGAUAAUUUGCGCUUCCUUCCUUUGUACUUUUUCUUUACACUAUCUUUUUUUAAGAUUAAAACAAAAGAAAGAGUGUGUGUGUUGAGAUAUCUAUUUACCAGGAUAAUCUUUAGACAGUGUACUACAAUCUAAUUGUGAGUUACACAGCUCUAGCUUCUGGGUGCAAUGUUUGACUUUUAAUUUAUCUUUAAUUUGGAGUACUGACGCCCUGAUUGAUCAGAAAUUUAUGGUUACAAUAUCAACCCAUUGUUUGU